AUGAGAGAUUCAACCAUCCGUGUGCAGUCGUUCCAGCUUGAGAUAAAAUAUGAGAACUUGAGUGCUAUGCCCGACCUGGAAGAUGUCGCACAGCCCUUCAACGAAUUUACUGCCAGCGUCGACGCAAGAAUUCACCAAAACUCUGGCCAUGGGGACGGGGACGUUUCAAAGUCUCAUAUCGGUGCUCUGGGAUGUCUAUCCUUUCAAGGUGCUCAACUGGAUCUCCCAUUGGCACCCAAAUCUGUGCCAUUCGCAAUCGCGAUCCCGCCAUUGACGAGGACACGGUACGCCGAGAAGCCACCCAAGCCAUCGGAGAACGCCGAGUUUCGUGAUCUUGCAACAAAGAGUGUGGGAACCCAUUCCAAAUGCGGUGGUGAUGUCGAUGUCAUGGACGCGCGCGUCUGUUGGACCAUUGUCCGUUAG
Messenger RNA from Coprinopsis cinerea okayama7#130, 423 nucleotides. RefSeq lists its product as hypothetical. The record is from RefSeq and is a predicted model, not a curated record. NCBI's taxonomy places the organism in Eukaryota, Fungi, Basidiomycota, Agaricomycetes, Agaricales, Psathyrellaceae. The transcript has 4 exons. The coding region runs from base 1 to 423 and encodes 140 amino acids.